Xylona heveae TC161 is the source of this 853-nucleotide messenger RNA. Its product is annotated as U6 snRNA-associated Sm-like protein LSm7. The coding region runs from base 103 to 492 and encodes 129 amino acids. Lineage: Eukaryota; Fungi; Ascomycota; Xylonomycetes; Xylonales; Xylonaceae. The transcript has 3 exons. Gene Ontology annotation, cellular component: U6 snRNP; spliceosomal tri-snRNP complex; U12-type spliceosomal complex. The record is from RefSeq and is a predicted model, not a curated record. Gene Ontology annotation, biological process: mRNA splicing, via spliceosome; nuclear-transcribed mRNA catabolic process. Gene Ontology annotation, molecular function: RNA binding.
GGACAGUAUUAGCAGAUAGCUCAUUGAUCGCUGCACUUUACGCGAUAUCCCGAACAACGUCAAAAGUUACAACGCUAAACCAUUGCCCUUGUCAUCCCCCAGAUGUCGGAACGAGGCAAUUUCCGUGGCGGUCGCGGCAGCGGUGGCGGCAGAGGCGGUAGAGGUGGAGAUCGAGGUGGCCGUGGCGGCGCCCAGGGUGGUCAAGCUCAAGAGCGCAAGAAGGAAAAUAUCCUGGAUCUCUCCAAGUACAUGGACAAGGAGAUCAAUGUCAAGUUCAACGGUGGCAGAGAAGUUGUGGGCACGCUCAAAGGUUACGACCAGCUGAUGAACCUUGUCUUGGACGAUGUCAAGGAGCUGAUGAGAGAUGAUGAAGGCAAUGAGUCUUCGCGACCGCUCGGCCUCAUUGUCGCCCGGGGCACCCUACUCGUUUUGAUUUCUCCCGUCGACGGAAGCGAAGAGAUUGCCAACCCGUUCGUCCAACUUGAAGCGUAAACAGAAGGGAUGGAUUCAUUCGCUUUUUCUUUUGAUACCCUGUCCCGGGUAUUCUGGCUCUGUUGAAUAUUGGGGAUAUGUUCUUAUUUAAGCAUGGCCCAUCCGCAUCUUACAUGAAGGUAUUGGCUUAUUCUGUGCUGCAUUACAUGCCGAACCGGGCAGCAGCUGGUGAGGCUGGCCUCAUGGGGGGAAUAUGCGGUUUUCACCAAAGACAAUUGGUGUCUAACGUGCGUACAAAGAGGACUCUUGAAUUGCUCUCUUUCGGCCUACGAAGCUCAUGUGUGUCGUAGCCUAAACGCAUACAAUAAUGAUGUAACUAAAUGACGAUAAAAGAAAAAGAAAAGUUAUUUUUGAUAGGAUC